UUACUCCCACGGUAAACCCACAGAAGGCGUAACUAUCCUUACCUUUUCGAAGCAGUGAAGUUCGGCAUCUGUCCCCCAAACCCUAUCGUAUCCUAGCACAAGUAUCACAAUGGCAUAUUGGGGUUAUAAAACCCCUGCCAAUUUUGCUGUCUGGGUACUCAUUACAGUCUUGUUGGUGACUGGAGUCAUUUGGCUUCCAAAGGGUGGCGCGGAUACCGCAGGCUGCGGCUAUUGCUGGACGCAGUUUGACGAUGGUCCCUUGAAUGAUAUGGCCUUGAUCAACAGCACAAAAGUUGGUGGCAUCGACAAGGGCUGCCUCGUCGCUGCGUUCUCCUUCAACUUGUAUGAGCCCGAGGAAGCGGCUAAAGUUGGUGCCAGGGAUGACUUCUACUGGUUUUGCCUGAACAGCGGGCCCCUUGCUCAGAUGAUUGGUGGCGCCGUCGUCUUUGGCGUUGGCCUCCUCCUGCUAACGUACUUCUGCUGCUGUGCUGUCAAGCCGUCUUCAGCGGGCACUGCUCCAGUGUAACACGACCUGGACCAGGAGCCAUGCAAGCACCGUAUCCAGUGGAUUCUUUCUUGUAGGCUUCAGGGAAUCUUUUCAACCGGCCUGGCAGCGGCCUUGGGUCAUAUGGCACCACCUUACACAUCCCAAGUCCUGGGGUUUCCGACGAGAAAGUCCUGGUACGUCCGGUAGGCGAUGUCUCGAGUGCAAACGUGGUAAGCGGAGAGAAGUAGUUGGCAGCGCCCAGUGAUCAAAGACCGAUUGCAGAGUAAUGCUCAUGCCAAGCUCGUCACAACUGCAUGUGCAUACACCUCGUCCUGAUGCUUUUUUUAUCUCGAUAAGAAGUUGGUUCCUGAUAGCCAUGCAAAGUGGCUAGCAAUCCGUUCAUGCAUGUACGGCACUGGACACUGCGAUGGCUGUCAGCGUGUACGACACUGGAUGCUGCUGUGAUUGGGUAGAGUGUACAUGGCAGAAAAGGUGGGAACACCGCUGGGCCCUGUUGAUUUGGUUUGGUACUUCCUCGAAACGAACUUUGUCCUCGUUUGUCUUCCCUACAUUUACUAGAUCAUGCACUUACAAGGACUUACAGUGGCUUUUCACCAAGCACGCUGGUGUAACAAACGUCUUGCCUUUCGCCGUCGUGGGGCCCUUUACUCUCUGUAUGAGUAUACACGCAGUCCAUCCAUGAUUUGAAAGUGCCGAUGAUUAGGAAACGUUGGUACAGUUGAAGAUUCCGCUUAUACGGUGUUGAGUCUUGGUGCGUGGCAGCCCAGAGUGGCUGCUCUCGGGAGUUUGUAACGGUUAUGAGUGUCUUAUACAGCAGUGUUCAAAUUCAACACACCGCAGUGCUAUACCGACUUGUGCUGAGUAAUCAG
This is a messenger RNA of Astrephomene gubernaculifera, 1377 nucleotides long. Lineage: Eukaryota; Viridiplantae; Chlorophyta; Chlorophyceae; Chlamydomonadales; Astrephomenaceae. The record is from the annotation of a GenBank genome assembly.